This is a messenger RNA of Meloidogyne enterolobii, 1832 nucleotides long. The record is from the annotation of a GenBank genome assembly. Lineage: Eukaryota; Metazoa; Nematoda; Chromadorea; Rhabditida; Meloidogynidae.
UUUGGAGAUCACAAAUGUUAAUAGCUACAAAUAACGAGAAUGAUAGACGAAAUGCAACUAUAGCAUUAGAAAAGGCUAUGAGACAAUUUGUAUCAAAUCGAGAAAAGUAUGCUGAGGAGGAUAUUAAAGCAGUCCGUUCCCUCGCCAUCGCCCCAUUUGCAAUAUGCAAUCGUCUAAUUGGCGACUUCCGGACAGCCUUGCGCGAACUAAAAUGCACAAACCAUCAUUCAAAUACAAUGCCUUUGCUUGUCAUUUUUGGGGCUAUGUUAAUUCUCGGAUUUGGAAGGACCAUGCCUUGGUCUUUAGGGAUACCUUUAGUAGACGAUAAUGUAAAGAAACAACAAAUGCCUAUUUACUUUGCAAUGAUAAAUUUCUUCAAAAUUCUUGGCCCAAUUUGUGGCUUUGUGAUUGGUGCUAUUGUCAAUAAAUUAUAUUACACAUUCCCUGCGAGCGCCCCGAGAGGGCUAUCUCCACAAGACCCAACUUGGAUUGGUGCUUGGUGGCUGGGAUUUUUGUUUAUUGGUGUGGUUAUGAUUGGACCUUCUUUAAUGUUGUUUUUCUUUCCUGAGGGUGGAAGUAAAAAGGAUAAAAAAAGAUCAAAAAAUCACCAAAACGGGCAUUAUUACAACAAAAACAAUUGCAAUAGCAAAAUAUAUUCUAACGAAUUUAACGAAAUUAAGAAAAAAGAAAAACAAAAAAUAGCAUUGUUUGAUAAACAUAUUGAGGAGAAAAAAGGAGCUAAUGGAGGAGAAGGUUUAAGUCUGCUCGAGUUUUUGCGUUCUUAUGGAGCUGUAUUAAAUUCACGUGUUUAUGUAGGCGCCUCGAUAGCUAGAGUACUCGAUGUUUUGGCUUUUAAGGGUUAUAUGGUCUUUUUACCCAAAUUUUUGGAGAAUCAUUAUGGCAUUCCUCAAUAUCAAGUGCACAUUUAUAUGGCAUUUUUUGGGGUAUUAGGAUUUGCUUUUGGAGCAGCUAGUGGAGGUUUUAUAAUGAAAAAGCUGAGGCUGAAUGGGAGAAAAGCAGCCAUUUAUGUUUUAAUUAUUUCUGUAAUAAAUACUGCAUUGUUUGGGUUAAAGCCGCUACUUGGGUGUUAUUCUACUGUUAAUAGUAUUGGCCGUGACGUCCCCAGUAAUUCAAAUAACCACCAUAUAGAAUUAAACCUAACACGGGAAUGUAACACAGAAUGUGGAUGUAACUCAGCAAAACUUUAUCCAGUCUGUGAUAGAGCUGGUAACGUCUAUUACUCUCCAUGUCAUGCUGGGUGCAGGCAUAUUGAGAUAUUGGACGGAGAAGAGAACAAGCUGGAAUUUUCAGAAUGUGAAUGCGCUGACGGUGGUAUUGUAAGCAAAAAACUUUGCCCAGACAAUUGUAGAUUUAUGAGAUACGCCUUUUUCGUCACAAUAGUUCUCGGUGCCUUCAUUGCCGGUACAGGCGUUGUGCCUGGAAUGUUGUUACUCUUACGCUCCGUCCCUCCCGAAACUCGAAGUCCAGCAUUGGGAUUGCAAGGUCUUUUGGUGUCUGGAAUAGGCACACUUCCAUCUCCUGUGCUUUGGGGCUUAGUGAUUGACAGUGCUUGUCGUGUAUGGGAUUAUGAAUGUCAAAAAAGGGGAGCUUGCAAUAUCUACGAUCCUUGGGCUCUACGUAUGCGAAUGCAUUUUCUUUAUGUGUUUAUUAGGGGAUUAUCAUUACUUGCCGAUAUUUAUGUUUGUAUUCAUGCAAAAGGGUUGAACUUACAAGAGGAGGAUGAUGAAGGAAAGAAUGAAGAAGAUAGGCAAUCAGCGGAAAAAGCUGCGGCAAUACGUGAAACUAUAACUUUGGAAGCUAUACCUACAUAA